Messenger RNA from Cricetulus griseus (Chinese hamster), 3250 nucleotides. The record is from RefSeq and is a predicted model, not a curated record. NCBI's taxonomy places the organism in Eukaryota, Metazoa, Chordata, Mammalia, Rodentia, Cricetidae.
CACACACAUAGAAGUAAGGGGCAGCAGUCAAAGAGUGUAUAAAUUCUGCCCAACUGCCUUGAACCUGCUGCUUUUCCACGAAGAAGCAGAAGUGGGUUGCAAGUGAAGAGACUGAAGCACACAAGAGCAUAGUUCCUGCAGCUAAACUUCAGUGAACACAUACACCAAACACAGGAUAAUCUGGGCACUCUUCCAACACAGCCAUGGGUCAGGCCUUCUCUGAUACAGCUAAGAAAGAAGACAGUGGAGAUUUGGAGUCCAGCUUCACUGAUUAUUUUAAGAAGAUUAAGACAGAAAACAAAAUCAUUCCUCGGGAAACCAUCCGUUCAAUUGAGUUACACCUGACAAAAGGAGACAUUCGGGCGGCAAAGUCUGCAAUCACUGAUGCAUUAAAAAAUAUUGAUGACAUCCCAAUAAACAUUGCUGUGACAGGAGAGUCUGGAGCAGGGAAGUCCAGCUUCAUCAAUGCCCUGAGAGGGGUUGGGCAUGAAGAUAAAGGUGCAGCUAAAGUUGGAGUAGUAGAGACAACUAUGAAGAGAACUCCAUACAAACACCCCAAAAUUAAAACUUUGACUUUGUGGGACCUGCCUGGCAUUGGAACUAUGAAGUUUCCACCAAAAGAUUAUCUGGAGAAAGUGAAAUUCCAAGAGUAUGACUUCUUCGUUCUUCUUUCUGCCACACGUUUUACAAAACUUGAACUAGACCUUGCCAAAGCAAUCAGAUUUAUGAAAAAGAAUUACUACUUGGUGAGAACCAAGAUAGAUGUUGAUUUAGAAAAUGAAAAAAAAGACAAGCCACACACAUUUGACAGAAAGGAGAUCCUGCAGAAGAUGGAAAACUACUAUAUAAAUACCUUAAAGACAAAUGGCAUGGAUGCACCACAGAUUUUUUUCAUUUCUAAUAAUAAUUUAUCUGUCUGUGAUUUUCCACGCCUGAUGAAGACCCUGGUAAAGGAUCUUCCUAAUCAAAAGCGCCACAGUUUUGUGCUUUCCUUGUCUAAUAUUACAGAGGCAGCCAUUGACAGAAAGCACAAGUCUAUGCAGCAGUAUAUCUGGAUGGAGGCCUUCAAGUCUGGACUUCUGGCUACUCUUCCUGCAGUGGGCAUCCUCAGGGAUGAUGUGGAGAAGCUGAAGGUGAAGCUAAACCACUAUCGAGUCCUCUUUGGAGUGGAUGAUGAAUCCCUGGAAGUCAUGGCUAAGAAUUCCAAAGUACCUGUUGAACAAGUGAAAAAAAUCAUUAAAUCUCCUUAUUUGUUGGAAACUAAGAAAAUGGAAACUUUAGAGGGAAAGCUUUUGAAAUUUGCCUCAGCUUAUGGUGGGCUCCUUGCUACAGGUCUUUACUUUCGGAAAACCUUUUACCUUCAGCUUCUUUUCCUUGACACAGUGGCUGAAGAUGCCAAGGUUCUCCUCAGAGAGGCAUAUUCAAAACCUAGUUCAAACUCAACUCACCCACAGCUACUGACCAUGGAUAAGUGUUACUCUUAUCUCAUGUCCUUGACAGGAUUUGUUGUCAUUUGUUUUGUUUUGUUUUAUCUUGGCCUUUGGUAAUGGAAUAAGGUGUAAUCUUCAAAUAAUUUUUAAUAUUCAGAUUAUUUCAAUUUUACUAUAAAAAACACAGAUUUGUAAAUUUUUAAACAAAUAGUUAACUCAACAAUAGCCUUUUUAUUCAGUUAUUUGUGAGGCUAGAGCUCCAACUCAGGCUUUGUACGUGCUAGGCAAGCAUUUUGUCACUAAACUACACAUCUCAUCUUGUGAUAGCUUUAAGUUUUAAAUAAGACAAUAAAUCAAUAAUUUUACUAUUGUGGAAUUCUGAAUUCAUAUUAUUUAAUUGUCAUAUCUGUCCUAACAAAAAAUUAUAAAAUGUGGAUUACAUAUAUUCAUAAUUCGGACAGAUAAUAUAAAUGAAAUAGGUUCUUCAAUGUUCAACAUAAUCAUAUGUAGCAAAGCAAUAGUCACAUAUUUUUAAAUCCUUAAUAGUAAUCAGAACUAAUGUGACUCCCUUAAGGACAUUUGAAUUUUUUUCUUUUUUUAAUGCAUUUAUCUUAUUUAACUUACAGGUGCAUGUGGAGCCCAGAGGACAACUUGUCUAGUUCCACCAUGAGGGUUCAGGGCAUCUAACUCAGCAACUCAGACUUGUGGCCAGGACCUGCAGAGGCAUCUCAUACUCAAGCCAGGAUGAGCCUAGACAAGGCACUUUGCACAGAGUAAAUGCUUUGGCUCCUCAGAGGAUGCUGAGCUGACUGUGGAGUGCACAGGACCAGCAGGACUAGGUAGUCUUUUCUCUCAAGUGCAUAAAAGGAAGGAGGGACACAGAGCACCCCUCACUGAGAGGCAGACAUUAGUUAGGUCUGCAGCCCCUUAGAAGUUUUAAUUUGUAUAUCUCUGGUGGCCAACGAUGUUGCACAUUUUUUCAAAUGCUAACUAGACAUUUUUUUUCCUUUUUGAGAAUUCUCCAUUCAGUUCCAUAGCCCAUUUUUAUUAGUUUGUUUGUUAUCUUAGUAUUUACUUUUUAAAAAUACUUUAUACAUUCUAGCUAGUCCUCUAUCAGAUUUAUAACUGGCAUAGGUUUCUCCCAUUCUGUGGGGGUGUUUCUUCUUUGCUUGACAAUAGUCUAUUUAUACAAAAUGUUUUUAUUACACAAGGUCCCAUUUAUUGAUUAUUGCCAUUUGCUGAGAAUCAGAAUUUGAUCCAGACAGUCCUUGCCUAUUCCCCUGUCAUUAAGUGGACUCCCUGCUUUUCCUUAUAAAUUUGCAGUGUCCAGUCUUAUGUUGAGGUCCAUGGUCUACUUGGAGUAGAAUUUUUUAGUAGAUUCUGUUCAGAGUGAGAGACAAGAAUUUAAUUUUAUUGUCUUCCAUGUAUGUCUGGUUUCCCAGCACUGUGUGUUGAAGAUGUUCUUUUCUCCAAUUGAUUUUUCUUUUGUGUCUUUGUGGAAAAUCAGAUGAUUGUAGUUGUAUGUCCUUGUACCUGGGUCCUCUGCUCUAUAGCAUAGAUCUGUGAGUCUGCUUUUGUGUCAGUGCCAUGCUGUUUUUAUUACUAUGUCUCUGUAGUGUAACUUGAAAACAAGUUACAAGUAUCAAUACCUCCAACAAUAUGCUUUUUAUACAGGAUUGCUUUGGCUGUCAAGGCUUCCCUGUGCUUCCAUAGGAGUUGUAAGAUGUUUUUCUGUCUCUGUGAAGAAAGACAUUAGAAUUUUCAUUGGGAUUCCAUUGACUCUGUAGAUUGCUUCCAAUAAAAGUGCCAUUUUCACAAUA